AUGCCACAUCUUGAUCCUUCCUUUCGGAACUGUUGGCCUGGUCUUCUGCUUUUUGGAUGGCUGGCAGUGGCAAAACGGAGCAACACUGCAGGCUUCUUGAGCUGGGUGUCCGCGCUGCUCCCGCUGACCCUGCCAUUGCUGAGAUGGAGGUUAACUUGCAGCCUGACCCAGCAAGGCUGUGUGUUGGAGCACCAUGAGACAGAGCCGCAGAAGACUGCGGCAAACUUGAUGGGUCUGAGGCAUUUUGAGGACUUACUGGAGGAAAUGCUGCAAGUUGCAGGCCAGGUGGCGGCUGGGCGUCUUGCAGCAAGCAGCCGAAGCUGGGCCCAAGGACUGCAGGCCCACCUUCACCGAGAACGGCAGAGGCUGUCCAAGCUGCAACUGCGCAUCUUCUACAUCGGGGGUCGCGAGCUGGUGGAAGCCCAUUCCGCCCAGGAUCACGUGCAGCAGAUGAAUGUCGACAGCAAGUCAUGGCAGGAAGUCGCGCAGCUUCCGGGUGCACGUUGGGCUGCUACCGCGGCCGUUCUACGAGGAGAGAUUCUAGUCAUGGGUGGCUAUGCAGAUGGCCAAGACCUGGACUUGGUAGACAGUUUCGAUCCAAAGCGCGCAGCUUGGAGAAGGCAGUCGCAACUGAAGCUCACAUGUCCCCGAUCUAUGUUUGCUGCGGCUGUGCUCGACGGGCGGGUGUACAUAGUUGGCGGGACGAGUUCUGGGCGUGAGCUUGACCUGUGUGAGCGUUGCGAUGGAGAAGCCUGGGAGCCUGCAACCAGUCUUCCGUUUCCUCGCUUCGGGUGCAGUGCUGUGGCUGCAGGAGGUUUGCUGUACACUGUCGGCGGCUUCUCAGGCGGCAUGGCGCUACGAUGCUGUCAGCGGCUCGACCUUUCGAGCUCAUGGAUCACGCUGCCAUCACCGAAGGUUGCCCGCUGGAGCGCUGCUGCGGCGACCCUGCGGGGGAAAAUUUAUGUCUGUGGAGGCUAUAAUGGAGGCACUCCACUCAGUCUUGUGGAGCGGUUCAGCCCAGAUGCGGACAAAUGGGAGGUGCUUCCCAGCUUGACGACUCCACGCAAACACCUGGCGGCUGUCCGUGCAGGGGACUCUGUGUAUGUGCUCGGAGGGUUUGAUGGCACUACAUCUACCUCUGCCGUGGAGUCAUUGGGUGUAAGUGGUACCUGGGAAGAUAUGCCACCGCUUCCACGUGGGAGCGAGUGGGGUGUCGCUGCUGCUAUGUUCUUGUGA
Molecule: messenger RNA, 1236 nt
Organism: Symbiodinium sp. CCMP2456
Lineage: Eukaryota; Dinophyceae; Suessiales; Symbiodiniaceae
Source: the annotation of a GenBank genome assembly